Molecule: messenger RNA, 2460 nt
Organism: Culicoides brevitarsis
Lineage: Eukaryota; Metazoa; Arthropoda; Insecta; Diptera; Ceratopogonidae
Gene: Nct
Product: nicastrin
Exons: 5
Coding region: 124-2202 (692 amino acids)
Biological process (GO): Notch receptor processing; protein processing
Cellular component (GO): plasma membrane
Source: RefSeq, a predicted model, not a curated record
AUUAUCCUGAGUUGUUGCUAUUAAAAGGUGCAUUAAAAAGGGAGUUUUCGCCUUGAAUCAGAGACCAAACAUUGUAAAUUGUUGUCUCAGCGUAUUUGACUCAGGGCAAUUACGAGGAUCAUCAUGCAUUUGCGCCUCUGUAUUAUAUUAGGACUAAUUAAUUUUGUAGUUUUAGGUAAUUCCUUAAGAACAAAAGACAAAAUUUACAGUAAUUUAAAGGGAACGAGUUGUUUUCGACGGUUAAAUGGCACUCAUUCUACAGGAUGUUCAUCUAAAUUUGGAGGAUCUACAGGAGUGUUACAUUUAGUGCAAAGCGAUAAUGACUUAGAAUUUUUAUUUGGAAAGCCUCCAUCUCCGCCGUACAUUCCCGUUAUUGUUCCUCGACUUUUCACACGAGAGAAUAUCUUGAAGCUAAAAGACCUUGGCUCGACAAUCGUCAGCGGUAUUGUUCUCAUCAACAACAGAACAUUGUUGGAAACCUUUAGUCACGAAUCCAAGUGCCCAAAUCAAUUUGGAGGCCUUUUGCAGAAACAAACGUGUGACGCUACAGAUCCCAAAAAUAGUUGGAAUCCAUAUGGCACAGAUUUAAUGAACGAAGAUUUUCCAUUUCCAAUAUACUUUGUGAUAGAGCCUGAAGAAAUAGCAAAAUUAGUUGAGUGUUACGUCAAAUUCAAUAGUUUCGAUAUGGAACAUCAACGUGAUCGUUCAUUAUGUAGUGUCGAAAUAAAUACCCUUAUGUCAGCAGCUGGAAGUUCAGAGACUUGUGUGCGACGUACAAGUAUGAUACGGAAUUUGCAACCGACGAGAUAUUGUGAUCCGUUGCAGGGAAAAAAUGUGUAUGCGACACUCUUUGAACGCGAAACAGUCGAAGAUGGCGAACAAACAGUCGAUCUUGCGGAAAAGUUCAUCCUUGUAUCAACUCGAAUAGAUACGAGUUCGUUGUUUGAUGAAUUUUAUUUGGGAGCAAUGAGUAGUUUGGUGCCCUUUGCGACAGUUGUCGGCGUUGCGCAAUAUUUAAACAAAGUUUUGACACCUAAAAGAGAUGAAAAUAUCAAGUAUAAUGUGCUUUUCGUGAUGUUCAAUGGCGAAUCAUUCGACUAUAUUGGAUCUCAAAAGUUUGUUUAUGACAUGGAACAAAAUCUUUUUCCCAAUAAUAGUACUCUCAAGAACAAAAUUACAAUGGAAAACAUUGAAUUUAUGAUAGACAUUGGAACACUUGAUGAUUUGUCAACAAUUAACGUAUUCCAUCCAACAGACUUCGAUCAAGCGAAACAUUUGGUAACAAACAUCAAUGCAUACAACAACGUGUACAACUUUGGAAUCCAAGCAACAGAUAAAUUACAAGAUAAUUUACCUCCAUUUUCGGCACAAACGUUCCUUCGAGCUAACAAUUCAUUCCCUGCGAUGAUUCUCAUGAGUGAACCGAAGAACAAAUAUUACCAAUCAAUUUACGACGAUUACAGAAACUUGAAUUACACGUAUCUCAAUCUUACGAAUGAAGAUUUUAUGGAAUUAGAAGAUCUCGAUACACCGACUGUCGAUAAUAUUCAAUACAAAAUCCGAAAUAUGUCAACAAUUCUCGGAAUGGUUCUCUAUGAAAUGAUAACAGGACAAGAUUUGUCUCCAGAUUUUCGUAAACAAGGCGUUAAUGUUGCCUUGAUAGAUGAAUUUUUGUAUUGUUUCUUGAAAUCGAGUAACUGUACGAUGUUUAAAGCUGUGUCGAAAUUCAAGGAAGAUGCGUUGCCAAUUUAUCCUCCAAAUCGAUACAUUGGCGUAAGUACGGGAAAAGAAGCAACAUUUUGGACAUCUCAAAUCAUGGGAUUUGUGUUGGGUAAAAAAGUUUCGAAUACGAAAGAAGAUUGUCAAAAUUUGCCCUUGCAAUGGUUCAACGGAAUAGAUGGGAAAGGAGAAUGUAAAUUGACGACACAUAAUGUAUCAACUGCUAUUAGUCCUGCAUUCCUUAUUGAUGAUUACGAUUGGAAAUCUCACAAAUAUUCAACAUGGACCGAGUCAACAUGGAGCGAAAUUUCCGCUCGUAUUUUCCUUCGCCCAUCAACAACGCACGAAGCAUUCAGUUUUUCUGUAGGCUUGAUCGUCAUGACAAUAUCAUUUAUAUUAGUGUUUUUAAUUAACAGUCGGAGUGAUAUAUUAUUUGCGGAUAGUACUUCGACAACACCGAUUGCGCCUCCUGCAAGUUGUUGAAAUAGAUAACCGUUGUGUGACAUCAUUAUCAGAAUUCCCUUAAACUUAGAGCAAAUCCCUUAAUUUAAAAGUAAUAUUUAACAAGACUGCCGUGAUUUCAUUUUUUUUUUGUUUCUGGAAUACCCAGUUUUUGUGAUUAUGAUCAGAUCAUGCUUGUAAUUAUUUUACUAAAUAAUAAAAAAAAUAUCUUAAAAAUUAUUAAUUUAAUGAAUAAAUAAAAGCAUUCUCUUUAACACCAUAUUCAUUUUUUUCGUUCAA